Rangifer tarandus platyrhynchus (Svalbard reindeer) is the source of this 579-nucleotide messenger RNA. NCBI's taxonomy places the organism in Eukaryota, Metazoa, Chordata, Mammalia, Artiodactyla, Cervidae. The record is from the annotation of a GenBank genome assembly.
AUGGGGUCUGUGAGCUCCCGAAGUCACAAGGCGGAAGCCCAGGUGGUGAUGAUGGGCCUGGACUCGGCCGGCAAGACCACGCUCCUGUACAAACUGAAGGGCCACCAGCUGGUGGAGACCCUGCCCACCGUGGGUUUCAACGUGGAGCCCCUCGAGGCCCCCGGGCAGGUGCGCCUCACCCUCUGGGAUGUCGGGGGGCAGAGCCCGCUCAGGGCCAGCUGGAAGGACUACCUGGAGGGCACGGCCGUCCUCGUGUUCGUGCUGGACAGCACGGACGAGGCCCGCUUGCCCGAGGCAGUGGCUGAGCUCACAGAGGUCCUGGAGGACCCCCACCUGGACGGCGUCCCCCUCCUGGUGCUGGCCAACAAGCAGGAUGCACCCCACACCCUGCCGCUGCCCAAGAUCCGAGACAGGCUAGGCCUGCGGAGGUUUCCGGGGCUCUGCUGGGAGCUGCGGGCCUGCAGUGCCCUCACUGGCGAGGGGCUGCCUGAGGCCCUGGGGACCCUGAGGCGUCUCCUGAGCUACCGCAGCCCCCCGAGUCUCCAGGUGGGUGCAAGGGGAGGCCAUCGGGAGACCUGA